CGCGCGCCCGGGGCUCCUUCCGCUAACCGUCGCUGUUGUCGUCGCUGCGGCUUCUACCGCCGCCACCGCCGCCGCCAUGUUGAUGCUGGGCCGCGGGCUGGACGCCAGGGACAACCAGACUCGUCAAGUACGAGAAUCUGUGUCAAAAGUGGAAAAACAUUUUGGUGAAUUGUGCCAAAUAUUUGCAGCAUAUGUACGAAAAACUGCCAGACUGCGAGACAAAGCAGAUCUUCUAGUAAAUGAGAUUCAUGCUUAUGCAGCUACAGAAACACCAAGUUUAAGGAAUGGAUUGAAAAACUUUGCAAACGAGUUUUCCAAACUUCAAGAUUAUCGCCACGCAGAGGUAGAAAGACUUGAAGCAAAAGUUGUUGAACCUCUGAAAUGUUAUGGGACCAUCAUAAAACUUAAGAGAGAGGAUCUCAAAGCAACUUUAUCAGCAAAGAAUCGAGAAGCAAAACAGCUCUCUCAGCUUGAAAAGACGCGUCAACGAAAUCCAUCAGACCGGCACAUUAUUUCACAGGCCGAAAGUGAAUUACAAAGAGCUUCACUGGAUGCCACGCGGACAAGUCGGUACUUGGAAGAAACCAUUGACAACUUUGAAAAACAAAAAAUAAGAGAUAUAAAGAAUAUCUUUUCAGAAUUUGUAACAAUUGAAAUGCUAUUCCAUGGGAAAGCCUUAGAAAUUUACACUGCUGCCUACCAAACUAUACAAAAUAUUGAUGAGAAUGAAGACCUAGAGAUGUUUCGGAGUUCGCUUUAUCAAACAGAACAUCAGUCUCGUUUGGAUAUUGUUCGUGCAAAUUCAGAGUCUCCCCUUCAAAGGAAUGCUUCAUCCAAAUCUUGUCCUGGAAUAGUUCAGCAGAUUUCCAGAAAUCCAUUGAAAAAGGAGGAGGAAGAUGAAGAGUAUGACAAUGAGGAUGAAUAUGAAGAUUAGCAUUAAAACCACCAAGGAAGAGAGCACCUUUGAGACUAGAAAGCGUUUCCCCUGCAAAUUGAUAUUUUUCAUUGUGUUGAUGCUCGGUGAUAAGACACAAUUAAGACUAUUCAUUUAAACUACAGUAAAGAAAGAACUGAUCACUGUUACCUGACAAUUAUUAUUUUUUAAUGGUAUGAAAUUUAAUGGUCCACUAAAAGUAGAUUUGAGCAAUAUCAAAAUAAAGUUGUGUCAGUGAGUUUAGUUGUGUUUGAAGGAAUUCAGAGUUCCAUAAUUAUGAAAGACCUAGAUAGCUCAGUUGGUUAGAGCAUGGUGCUCAUAACGCGAAGCUGCAGGUUCUAUCCCCAUAUGGGAAAGCUGCAUAUUCCUGCACUGCCAGGGUUUGGACUAGAUUAUUCUCAGGGUUCCUUUCAACUCUACAAUUCUAUGAUUCUAUUUCAGAAUACAUUUUGACGUUUCACAAACAACCUUCAUAGAAAAGAUAGCCUCAAUCCCUAGCAACCAAGUUAAUCUUCCGUUUCCCAAUGUAUGCCAAAGCAUGGAAGCAAAUUAAGCAGCUGGUGAAAAUAGACAGCACUGCUUUGUUCAGUUCACUUUAUAAUCUAGUGUUCUCAUAAAGGUGUAACAAAACAUUCCAAAAUUGUCAUUGUCUGACUUACCAUAUUCAUGGAGUGUUAAAUUGGGUGGCUAGCACACAGGUUUAUGUGCCUAUUCUUACUUGAGGACUUUCCUAACAUUCUGCCCCUCAAUCUUUAACUUACGUUAUAGCUGCAUCAAUGCAGAUGACGGCAUAAAAUCUGCAUCAAUGCAGCAGUUCAGCUGCUUCAGUAUUCUUCGUGAAAGUGCCUUCAGUAUUACAGAACUUCUAAUUUACAUUUUAUUUUCCUUGUAAUACCUAUAGGGAUACAAAAUGGAAUGCAGCUGAUAUUUGGGGUGAUUUAUUUUCUUUUUAUUUCAGAUGUGGGAAACCUUGGCCGCCCAAAUGUUGCUUCUACUGGCUAUGCUCGCUAGGGCUGGUGGGAACUGCAGUUCAGCAAUGUCUCAAAGGCCAAAGUUUCCCCACACCUGCCAAUUUUUCUUCAUACCAGCAUUUCUACAUUAACUUUUUAUUAUCAGUAUUAUAAACUCUAGUCUUUCUGCAUGAAUUUCAGUUUUGUCUUUGACUUUAAAUACAACUACAUUAUGGCAUAAUCUAAGUCAUUGGGAAUAAUUACAAUAAAUAAAUACUUGUAUUUUUCACAAAAUAGCAUUUUUCCUCUGUCAGUAAUUCUUAACUGUGGCCUGCAGAACAGAGAUGGACUUGGAAUGAUACAAUUAAGAGGGUAAAGCUGGAAGACUAUUCUGAAGGUGCCAAAUGUAAAACUCGCCUGUAAAGGAACCAUAGUGAAUAUGAGAAAGCAAGCACAACGCCUUAACACUGAUCUCUUGCUUUACAACCAUCUCAGUCAUACACAGGACAACCAAGCAGCAAUACUCACCUCUCUCUCAUUUGUAGUGUACAGUGGUGCCUCGACUUACGAAUUUAAUCCAUUCCAAAGGCACCUUCGUAGGUCGAAAAAUUCCUAAGUCGAAAAGUGCCAUUGGAAACGCGAUAUCCCAUAGGAAUGCAUUGGAAACGGAAAAAUCCGUAAGUCGAAGCAACCCCAUGUAAAAAUUCGUAAGUCAAAAAAACCCUAUCUAAAACCGCCACAGGUUCCAUUCAGAUGUCGAUAAAUUCAUAAGCGUGCGGCCAUUUGUCCAAUUCCCAAGUCGAAAAAUUCGGUUGUUGAGUCGUUCUUAAGUCGAGGUACCACUGUACUAUGGUUAUGUAGUGUACUACAGUGGAGCGUAGGGACAGCUGUUAGCACUCCAAAGCCAAUGGGGUUGCUGUGCUAGGGACAGCUGUUAGCACUCCAAAGCCAGUGGGGUUGCUGUGCACCCUUAACCACCAUUAGAAAUAUUUUUGAACAAACCUGAAGCAAUUUAUACUCCAUCCUCAACAGUUAAUGCGUUCAGUUGUCUUGAAGUGAUCCAUCUUCCCCCUACCACUUUCAAUUUAAAACAAAAACCCCACAAGUAAGUUAUCAAGUCUAUUUUGCACUUACUGAACUGAAUGGAUAAGUAAAAUUAAUUAAGUUCCAUUCUUUUCCAACUUAAUGAAACACAAUAGAGAAAAGUUCAAGUUUUACUUACACACAAGCACACACACACCCCUACAAAACACUGCUGGGGUCAGUUGGACCCCAAGAGUAAGGUUUCUGCUCCAAACUGGCCUUGACCUGAUGGAAAGGCUAACACACUCAUAGUUCAAACUUCCAAACACUGCUUUCUUAGAUGUAAUGUAAUCAAUCCUAAUACAUUACAUGCAUGAAAUCGGAAUCAUGUUAGAACAAUGAGAUUAUAGAUUAUACCUGUUCCAUUAGUAGCAGCCCAGUGUUACACCUAGGCAUUCUGGGGGUCCUGUUCCCGAUAGCCCAAGGGUAAUUUAGAUUAACAGCCAGAACCAAUAUACUGUAAUAGUUUGUGUUAAGACUAGUUUUAGAAAAAUCUCUUACUAGGUAAAAAUUUAAAGGUGUCCUCUGGCCCCCAAAUGUUGAAUACUGUCAAAAUUUGUAUGUGAUGGGUAAUUCACCAGCUCUUCAAGCAUCCAUCCCCAUGGUGGCUUCAAUGUGAAAUAAAAUGGGUUGUUUAAAGAAAAUUGUUGUCUAAAGAAAAACAAACCAAAACAAUGGCAUACAAUAUACAAAAGCAGAGAAGGGAAAUCUGGCCUUCUAAGAUGAUGUUGAACUACAACCAACCCAGAACUUUAGCCAUACUGGCUGAGGCUGAUAGGAGUUAGGAGUCCAACCGGUUUUACAAAGUACAUGGGGAUUUGCUACUAGCUAGUCGAUACAACAUCACAAAUGGUGCUGAAAUUGGCAAAUAUCCAAGGAGAGGAAUAAACCAUCCCAAUAGCAAUUCGCCAGAGGUUUGCCAAGCUU
Zootoca vivipara (common lizard) is the source of this 3894-nucleotide messenger RNA. The record is from RefSeq and is a predicted model, not a curated record. Lineage: Eukaryota; Metazoa; Chordata; Lepidosauria; Squamata; Lacertidae.